Limanda limanda (common dab) is the source of this 5386-nucleotide messenger RNA. Its product is annotated as A disintegrin and metalloproteinase with thrombospondin motifs 16. The transcript is spliced from 24 exons. Gene Ontology annotation, molecular function: metalloendopeptidase activity. Lineage: Eukaryota; Metazoa; Chordata; Actinopteri; Pleuronectiformes; Pleuronectidae. The record is from RefSeq and is a predicted model, not a curated record. Gene Ontology annotation, biological process: proteolysis; extracellular matrix organization. Gene Ontology annotation, cellular component: extracellular matrix. Bases 1 to 3972 code for a protein of 1323 amino acids.
AUGCUCUCUAUGCUCAACACCUUCAAACGAUUCGGCAACCUCUCUAUAUGUCUGCAGUCCGCCGCUCUCGCUCCACAUGCUCGACCCCCCACCCCCUGGACAGAAGCGAAGCAGCAGACCACGAGCUUGACUUGGAGUAAUGGUGCUGACGGUGCAGAAUCCCAGAGGGAAGCAUCGGCUCUACUCCGGUUUCUCAAUUUACCUGGAAAUACAGAAUAUGAGAUCAUAUCUCCGUACGAGGUCAGCCACCGAGGUGUUUACAUCUCCCACGAAGUUGCCCAUCACCAGCGCAGAAGGCGACGCAGAUCCCUGACCCCAGAUGUGGCCUCGUCAAACUCCGGCGGCGGCAAUGAAACGGUCCACUUCCGGCUGAGCGGCUUGGGGCAGGACUUCCACAUGGAGCUGAGGGAGGCCUCUGAGAGCCUGAUUGCACCUGGGUUCACCAUCCAGGUCCUGGGAAAGAACGGCACCAAGAGCCUGAGGGCCCACCACCGGGAUGACCUCUGCUUUUACCAGGGGUUGCUGAGGUCGAGGGUCAACUCCUCUGUGGCACUGUCCACAUGCAUGGGGAUGUCAGGUUUGAUCAGAACGCAGGAUGCGGACUACUUCCUGAGACCCGUAUCCCUCAGCCUCGCCCAGAGAGAGAACUUCACAGCACCCUCCAGUCACCAGCCGCACAUCCUCUACAGGAGCCAGAGGGACCUCCAGGCAGAGCGGAGAGGUCACCCGCAGAGGGCCGUGAUGAGGCAGUCCACAGAUCCGACCCCUCUCAUGUCGCACAGACACUUUGUCACAGAGAAAUCCAUUAGAGACGCCACCUACAACACGGUUGAUGGAGAGCACCAGCAGCAGAGGCACAGCCACCAUUACCACCAUGGCAACAGCACCAGCACCAGCAGUAGUGAUGGCGACCAGGCAGAGCACCGUGGCAGUGACCUUCCCCGCGGCAGCCAUCGCCAUGACAGCGACUACAGACACGGGGAUAAGCAGAAGCAGCACUUCUGCGGGAGACGGAAGAAAUACAUGCCCAAACCUCCAGAAGAGGACGUGUUUAUCCUCCCAGACGAGUACAAGUUUAUCCCCAGGAACAAAAGGGCGGUGCUGAUGAAGAACGAAGCCAAUCAGAAGCUCAACGUGGAGACGCUGGUGGUGGUGGACAGGAAGAUGAUGGAUAACCACGGCCAUGAGAACAUAACUACAUAUGUUCUUACUGUGCUUAAUAUGGUCUCCAGUCUCUUCAAAGACGGGACAAUAGGAGGGAACAUCAACAUAGUGAUCGUGGGUCUCGUGCUUCUGGAUGAAGAGCAGGACGGCUUGGUGAUCAACCACCAUGCAGACCACACACUGAACAGCUUCUGCCACUGGCAGUCCACUCUGGGAGGCAGAGAGGGACGCCACCACGACCACGCCAUCCUCCUGACGGGACUUGACAUCUGCUCGUGGAAGAAUGAACCCUGUGACACUCUCGGUUUUGCUCCGAUUAGUGGGAUGUGCAGCAGGUACCGGAGUUGCACCAUUAAUGAAGACACAGGCCUGGGUCUGGCAUUCACCAUCGCCCAUGAAUCUGGACACAAUUUUGGAAUGGUCCACGAUGGUGAGGGUAACGUUUGUAAGAAGUCGGAGGGCAACAUCAUGUCGCCCACGUUAGCCGGCCACAACGGCAUCUUCUCCUGGUCCGCCUGCAGCCGCCAGUACCUCAGCCGCUUUCUCAAUUCUGCACAGGCCCUCUGCCUAUCAGAUGAGCCCAGAGCAGUCAAGGAGUAUCCGUACCCCGAGAAGCUGCCUGGCGAGCUGUACGACGCCGACACGCAGUGUAAAUGGCAGUUUGGGGAGAAGGCCAAACUCUGCACCCUUGAUUUUAAGAAGGAUAUCUGCAAGGCUCUGUGGUGUCACCGUGUCGGGAGGAAGUGUGAGACCAAGUUCAUGCCAGCUGCCGAAGGUUCUGCCUGCGGCCCCGAUAUGUGGUGUCGCAGGGGCCAGUGUGUCAAACAGGGUGACGAGGGCCCGAGGCCUCAGCAUGGACAGUGGUCGGAGUGGUCUUCCUGGUCGGCCUGCUCGCGAAGCUGCGAGAGCGGAGUCACCUAUCGAGAGAGGCAGUGCAAUAACCCACGGCCUGCGUAUGGAGGAAAGUUCUGUGAGGGCUCAUCCAGGUCGUACAAACUGUGUAACACUGAGGACUGCCCCCCCAACGCCAUUGCCUAUAGAGCGCAACAGUGUGCCGAGCACAACAGCAAACAGUUCCGAGGAUGGUACUACACAUGGAGACCAUACACCAGAGUGGACGAUCAAGAUGUGUGCAAGCUCUACUGCUUCGCUGAAGGUUAUGAUUUCUUCUUUGCCUUGGCCAGCAAAGUUAAGGAUGGGACCCUCUGCUCACAGGACAGCACAAACGUCUGUAUUGAUGGACUGUGUGAGAGGGUUGGCUGUGACCGUGUGUUGGGCUCCACAGCUGUGCCUGAUGCUUGUGGGGUCUGUAAAGGAGACAACUCCACCUGUAAGAUCUAUAAAGGACAGUACACCAAGCAGCACUACACAAACCAGUACUAUGGGGUGGUAACCAUCCCAGCAGGGGCUCGGAGCAUCCGUGUGGUGGAGCUGAAUACGUCCAGCUCAUACCUGGCUGUCAGGGACACCCAGAGACGCUACUUCCUGAACGGACACUGGACGGUGGACUGGCCGGGCCGACAUCCCAUUGCUGGAGCUAUUUUUGAAUACAAGAGACCCUAUAACAGACCUGAGAGCCUCUUUUCAACUGGACCCACCAAUGAAACACUGAUCAUAGAGGUAUUGUUGCAGGGCUGGAACCCAGGUGUGCGCUGGGAAUACACUCUGAAGAAAGCUGAUGAGAAAAAGAAUCACAUCAAACACAAUUACACAUGGGCCAUCAUACGCUCCCAGUGCUCAGCAACUUGUGCUGGAGGCCAGAUGAACACCAGGUCAGCGUGUUACAGAGACCUGAGAGUGCAGGUGAACACAUCCCACUGCAAUCCCAGAUCAAGACCAGCUACUGGAUUGAUGCCCUGCAACACCCAACCAUGUCCUGCCAGCUGGUCUGUAGGAGACUGGGGGGUGUGCAGCCGGAGCUGCGGCGGAGGAGAGCAGAUUCGGCAGGUCCAGUGCAUCCAGCGGACCAACCAGGCCGAAGCAGCCGUCCUGUCUGACUCUCAGUGCGCCCAGCCCGCCCUCGCUAGGAGGCAAGCCUGCAACGCACACAGCUGUCCGCCGGUCUGGACCACGGGGCCAUGGUCGCAGUGUUCUCGGAAGUGUGGCAAUGGCCUGAGGAAGAGGACAGUGCUGUGCACGAGCACCAACCCAGGAGUCCAGACACACACGCUGCCAGACAGUGUGUGCGCAGGCCUGCCAAAACCUGCCGGUCAAGAAUCCUGCUUCAUUAAACGCUGCCAGAAACAACGAAAGGUCCAGUGGUUUGUCUCCACAUGGCAAGAGUGUUCAGCAACAUGUGGUCGUGGCUAUCAGACUCGCUUCAUCAAAUGUGCAGAGAAGGACACUGCAGGAAAAUACAGAGAGCUCGCUGCCAAGAAGUGUCACCACGUCCCCAAGCCAACAGUAGAGCUCCAGAAGGCCUGCAUCCUGUCUGACUGCCCCGUCCGCACCACACCUCCAGUCCACAGGUGGAACACGCAUCAUCGCACCCAUCCACCUCAACCUCCGCCGCGGCCAGACUGGCACUUAUCUCCUUGGACACAGUGCACAGUGACGUGUGGAGGGGGGGUGCAGGCCCGGACAGUCCAGUGUCUGGCUCAGGGGAAGCCCUCUUCUGGCUGUGCACUCCACCUCAAACCCUCCAUGUCUCAGGCCUGCAACACCAACUUCUGCCCUCAACCUGAGAAGAAAGACCUUGCGUGCAGGGAUUACUUCAGCUGGUGUUACCUGGUGCCCCAGCAUGGAGUCUGCAACCACAAGUUCUAUGGCAAGCAGUGCUGCCAGUCCUGUUCAAAUUCAAACCUAUAAUCACAUGAACUGAGUCUGUCUGGGUCCCCCACAGAUAGGUAGUUAGACAAAAGACUAUAUUUGACGUCCAUGCUUGAAAAGACAGUUUUUUAGUUUUUUCUUUUGCUUAAAGCGUGUGGCGAGCACUGAAAAACAAAAUGACAUUUCAAUGGAAGUGCAAGAGAGUUGCAGUGCCCUCUCCUCUCCCUGCGAUGCCGGCCAUCUGGAUAGUAGAACUUGAUGCUGACAGCACUACACAGGAAUGUGAUCAGGACAGUACAAAUAAAGGAGCGAAUUAUGAGGAGGAACUCGCAAAAUGGGAAUCUUGAUUAAAGUGAAUAGGACUGACAUGUCCAAAAGAAACUGAAAACCUGACAAAUCCCAGCUUUGUUUAUAUACUGUAUGUAAUAGAACAGAUCUGUACCCAGGACACCCAACAUCUCCCAGGCAACCGAGGUCCACUGAUGGCAGACCAACAGAGAAAAGGGGUGGACGGUGUUUUAAGCCCUGCCACGUGACAACACGUGAUACGCCCUGGAGCGCACUGCGAUUCUUGACAAUUUGGAAAUCUGGGAUCUGAUUAUGAAAAGGGAUGUUUCAAAGAAACAAGUAAGAAAACAUAGUUUUACUGUGAAGCUUGAUAAAAAACAGGCUGGGAACAGUCAGAGGGGGCUUCCUUAAUAACUGGACAAUAGCAGGAUGCUCUUCGUAGUAUUCUGCGAUGGGUCUUGGUUGUGUGACCUGCCUUUUGUACUCAGUGGUGCUACAACGUUGUCUUUAGUCACCAAAUCAAUGUGAAAUCCUCAAGAAGAACAACUGAGCUGUGUGACCCAUGUACAGUGUUGUUUGUUUUAUUUAUUGGCUUUACGAUACAGCGUUGCUGGAAGACUGUAUUAAUAAGCAGUAAAUACGUCCUUUUAUUACUCUACCCUAUUACCCUUAUAUUUUGUAUUAUGUUUCAUAGAAUUUCAUGCUGAAAAACUGCACCUUUUUUUUUUUUACACAAAACAUUUAUUUUAUUUUUUGAAGAAAAACAUCUGUGAUGUCACAAUCUCAAUCAUCAACGUCACCAUUAUUAUGAUCACUAACAAUAGCUGGUUAUUGGAAAUCUUUAUCAAUUACAAAAAGUAGCUAUUUAAAAAAGGCAAGGCUCCAUUUGUUUUUACAUUACACUGUUCAACAUUAUUACUCGAAGCAGUGGUGUGUUACAUGCAUUGACAUGGCACAAAAUGAAUGCAUUACAGAUUGAUUAUGGACAAAGGCACUGACAGAUAAUGGCUAGUACUUUUUCAAUGUGAGUUUUUACAAUGUAAAUGGGACAAUAAAGAAAUGUGUGUCAUGUCAGCAUCUCAGCUGUAGCAUGCAGUCGCCAGUCUGGUUAAAUUUCUAUUUUUCUGUUCUUUUCUUUUCAAAUAAAGAUGAAAAUACAAACAAA